Molecule: messenger RNA, 2114 nt
Organism: Mytilus californianus (California mussel)
Lineage: Eukaryota; Metazoa; Mollusca; Bivalvia; Mytilida; Mytilidae
Product: sequestosome-1-like
Exons: 7
Coding region: 177-1583 (468 amino acids)
Biological process (GO): aggrephagy; mitophagy; endosome organization
Cellular component (GO): amphisome; aggresome
Molecular function (GO): zinc ion binding; protein kinase C binding; K63-linked polyubiquitin modification-dependent protein binding
Source: RefSeq, a predicted model, not a curated record
AAAUGUUUGUCAUCAUUACUUUCAGUUACCUGGUCUAGUUGGUUCUGGAACUAAAUCUGUCGUCGAUUCAUCGUCAUUAAUACCUGACAACUUGGGGUUAUAAAAAGAGAAGAGUUGACGAAUUUAGACACAAGCUCUUUUUGGUAGCAAAGAGAACACAAGUAUUUCCCGCGAAGAUGUCAUUGACAGUAAAAGCCUAUUUGGUAAAGAAAGGAGAGGAAAAGAGAGAAAUACGUAGAUUUGCUGUGCCUGCUGAUGUUUCAAGCAGCUUCAGUUAUCUUCAGAAGAAAGUUUCGGAUAUUUAUCCUACUUUAAGGCAAGGAAAUUUUAAUCUGUACUGGACUGAUCCUGAAGGUGACCAGAUUGCAUUUUCUACAGACGAUGAACUAACAGAGGCCCUUGGUUUCGUAGAUGAUGGAGUUUUUAGGAUAAAAAUUAAAGAAGCAAAAAAAGAAAGCUGUGAGCAGGAACAGAAAGAGAAAGUUAUUCAUCCAAGAAUAGUGUGUGAUGGGUGUGAAGGAGCAGUGGUCGGUAACAGAUUUAAGUGUGCCAUCUGUCCAGACUAUGAUCUGUGUGAAACAUGUGAGAAAAAGGGACUACACCAGGAACAUGAUAUGAUGAAAAUAACAACACCAAGUCAAGGACUCUUUGGAGCUUUUGGAGGCCCACCUUUUGGAGGCCCACCUUUUGGAGGAGCACCUUGUGGACCUUUUGGAGGACCUCCUUGUGGACCCCCUCCACCAUUUGGUGCACCUGGAAAUCAUGGAGGAUUUGUUCCUCCACCACACUUUCGUCGUUGGAUGCAGAGAUUUAUGAAACGCUGGCAGAAGAACCAGCAAGGAUGUGGUGAUCAGAAUGAGUCUCCAAUGGAAGAAGAUCCUAAACAAGGGGAGGCAACUGAAGAAGAUUGCCAAGAUGACGAUUAUCUUCGUAAUGUUGGUGAAAGUGUCCAGGCAAUGCUUGAUCCUUUCGGAAUUGAUGUAGAAAUUGAUGUUGAACACCAUGGACAGAGGAAACGAUGUGGCCGUGGGGCUGGUAGAGGGCGCUGUGGACGUGGUGGUGGUUGGUCAAGACCACAAAGCUGCCCAGGACGUCAAGGACAGUUUCAUGGACAGUUUCCAGGGUGUCCAUUUGGAUUUGGUGGAGCAGCACCACAGCAGUCAAAAGAUAAAAAAAGUGAAACAAAGAAAGAUGAUGUUCCAAUGAAAGAGGCUGAGCCUGCCAAGGAAAAGGAGGUUCCCAUGAACACUGAGGGUAGCAAAGAGGCCUCUCUUAAGGACUCAACAAAGAAGCCAAAUGAGCCAGAAGAUUGGACUAUUUUGACAGAGUCCACCGAGUCUAGUGGACCCAAACCAGGACCAUCAGAAGUGCCUGAACCUUCUGUACCAAGUACAACCAGUCUGUACCCUCCUUUAGAUCCUAAGAUAAGAGAGGCUUUGGAUACCAUGAUGGGAAUGGGAUUUCAUAACGAAGGAGGCUGGUUGACCUCUCUCCUGAAUGAGAAAGAGGGAGACAUUGGGAAAGCUCUAGAUUCCAUUCAGCAGAGACGUAAUAGGACCUCAGAUGGUGGAUACAUGGCCUGAGAUCUUUACACAAUCAUGUGGUUUUGGGACUAUCAAUUGAAUGCUUAGUUAUUAAUAUAUAUACAAUGUUAAUAGACAUUUCUGUUGUUUUAAGGGAUAAUAUUUUAUUGUAAAUGUCUGCUUUAUAAUUUUAUUGUUGUAAUUUGUUAACUUGGUGGUUGCUACAUAAUUAAAACUUUGACUUUGUUGUGAUAUUUCAUGUUAUAAGAUUAUCAUGUUUGUUAUAGCUUUUAAAAAACAACAAAAAUUGAAAGAAAUUUUAAGAAAAAUUUUUACUAGCUUAUUGUUAGACAAACUGUUUAAUGAAAUGUUUCACUUCUUGAUUUGUAUUUUUAUGUAUGAAAAAACUUUAGGAAACUGAAUUUAAAUACACUAUAUUUUGAGGUUAAUAUUUUUAUGGAAUAGUUUAAUCAAUCAGAUGAUCUGUUUGAGGAAUUUAUAUGAAACAGAAAAUGAUUAUAUUCAUUUAUAUUUUUACUGAAGAAACAAUUGUUUCUGUGAUUUUGUUAUAAAAUAAAUUAUUAAAUGUUA